AUGAUAUCUAAGCCACUGCCCGUGUCACAGAUACUCAUCUGGACAAUCCGAGCAUUCUACCUGCUCAGCAGCACCAUCAUCCUAACCGUACGACUAAUUGGGCCCUUGCGAGAACGCUUCCUUGCAUACGGUGCUCGCGAGGACAACUUGACCAUCAACAAAAAUGACACAAACACGACUCCGACUCCCCUAACCUCUAGUACUAUCACACAAUGUCUAGAUUGGGCCGCAAGACUCAAAGUUCCUCAUUCAUGGUUCAGCCAUUUCUAUAUCGUUUCGGUGGUCUCAUCACUAUUCUGCCUAUCCUUCUACCUCUACCGCUACCCAGUAUUCUCCUCUGGGGCAGCAGCAACAACAGAUCCAAUAAUCCCCACUUUCUGCACGAUAUUGAUGCUCAUCCAGGGCUGUCGAAGAUGGCUCGAAUGUCAGGGUGUGUUUGUGUUUCUGACAGCACCACAACAGCAACAAGAGCCACAACCAACCAAAGGUAGUCGGUCGCAAUCGAAAAUGUGGAUAGGCCAUUAUGCAAUCGGCCUUGCUUUUUACGUGGUCACAAACGUCGCCAUUUGGGCCGAAUACAUGGGCGUACAUGUUGGUCAUGAUGUUGACGUUGCACACUGGCAGACUGGACGAGGUCUUCUGACUCCCAGGGUCCUAAUCUGCACCUUGUUGUUUCUCUACGCGUCGUACAAACAGCAUUACUACCACAGCUAUCUGGCCGGUCUGAAAAAGUACACUUUGCCCGUCGGGCCCGCUUUUCGCCUCAUCGUGGCGCCGCAUUACACGGCCGAAUGCGCCAUUUAUCUGGCCCUGGCGGUGCUGGAUGUUGCGCCGCAGACGCAGAAACAAACAGAGAUCUCUUCUAUCAACUGGACACUCUUUUGUGCCCUGGUUUUUGUCGCCGUCAAUCUCGGUGUGACUGCCGAUGGCACAAGAACUUGGAUGAUGUACAAGUUCCCGGAGAAGAAACAGGAAAUACAGAGGAGAUGGCGGAUCCUGCCGGGGAUUUGGUAA
This is a messenger RNA of Exophiala dermatitidis NIH/UT8656, 1014 nucleotides long. Its product is annotated as 3-oxo-5alpha-steroid 4-dehydrogenase. The record is from RefSeq and is a predicted model, not a curated record. NCBI's taxonomy places the organism in Eukaryota, Fungi, Ascomycota, Eurotiomycetes, Chaetothyriales, Herpotrichiellaceae. The transcript has a single exon. Gene Ontology annotation, cellular component: endoplasmic reticulum. The coding region runs from base 1 to 1014 and encodes 337 amino acids. Gene Ontology annotation, molecular function: 3-oxo-5-alpha-steroid 4-dehydrogenase activity. Gene Ontology annotation, biological process: dolichol-linked oligosaccharide biosynthetic process; polyprenol catabolic process.